Molecule: messenger RNA, 1613 nt
Organism: Oldenlandia corymbosa var. corymbosa
Lineage: Eukaryota; Viridiplantae; Streptophyta; Magnoliopsida; Gentianales; Rubiaceae
Source: the annotation of a GenBank genome assembly
AAAAAAAAAGAAAAAAUGAAAAUGAUCCACCGUACACCGGAAAGAAAAAGGACCCACCAAAAGGAAAAAAAAAAUAAAAAAAUAAAAACCUUGCAAUCGUCUUCUAUAUAUCCAACUGGCAAAUGUUGACUGCAAUAUUUGUCUUCGAACCGUCCACUUUUCUCUCCUCUCAUUUUCUCACAGAUUAUCUUAUACCCUCCAAUUUUUCUCUCAUUCAUCAUCAUUUAUCUCUCUCUCUCUCUCUCAAUCUAUCAACAAAGCUAAAUAAUUUGCAUCAAUCGGAUAAUAAAGAUUGAAUCUUUGAAGGCCUAUCCGUGAUGGGUAGCGCUUUUUCCCUGAUGAUUUCAAGCGGGAACGCCUCCAAGGAUCCACCGGCAAAGCCUGGGUUAGGGGAUUUGCCGGAAAGCUGUGUGGCCUCUGUUUUGUUGUAUUUAGACCCGCCGGAGAUCUGUAGGCUUGCAAUGUUGAACAGGGCUUUUAGAGGAGCUUCUUCUGCUGAUUUUAUUUGGGAGUCGAAGCUGCCUUUGAAUUAUGACUCUGUUAUUCAAAGGGUCUAUGACGAUGGCGGCGUUCAGGAAAAUGGAAAUUGUGGGUUUCCUGAGGAUUUGUGUAAGAAGGAUAUUUAUUCCAGGCUUUGUAGAACCAAAUCUUUUGAUGGUGGCGCAAAGGUGGUGUGGUUGGAUAAAGGUACAGGGAAAUUUUGUCUAUCGAUUUCCUCUGGUGCUGGUGGGUUGGCCAUUACAGGAAUUGAUGACAGAAGAUAUUGGAGCCGUUUGCAGACUGAAGAAUCAAGAUUCCGUUCAGUUGCUUAUCUCCAGCAAACCUGGUGGUUUGAAGUUGAUGGAGAUUUCGAGUUUCCCUUUACUGCAGGGACCUAUAGCCUGUUUUUCCGGCUGCAAUUAGGAAAGACUUCUAAAAGGUUUGGUCGUCGUGUUUGUAACACCGAGCAUGUGCACGGCUGGGAUGUAAAGCCAGUACGAUUCCAACUUUCGACUUCAGAUGGUCAGAAUGCAACAUCCCAAUGCUAUAUAAAGGAACCGGGAAAGUGGACUUGUUACCACGCCGGAGAUUUCACUGUUGUUGAUCCGAGCACUCCAACUAAGGUCAAGUUUUCGAUGACCCAGAUUGAUUGCACGCACACUAAAGGUGGCCUGUGUGUGGACUCGGUUUGUGUAUAUCCUAGCGAAUUCAAGGAGAAGUUGCUGCUUUUUUAGCUGCGGUAAACCUCUUUGAUGAGUUUAGUAUAGCUACUCCAAUGGCAUAUAUUUCCAGCCAAUUGAGUUUGUAGAUGUUCUGUAUCUCUUGGCAGAGUUGUUAAUAUACAAGAUCUUGGCGAUUUUAGAGUUAUUAUUGCCUUCCUUUUUUGACCAUUUGAUUGUAGACUCAAAGGUGCAAUCCCCUGUUAUUGAGAAACAAUAUUCAAUUUGUUUUUCAAUAAUGAGUUUUUUUUUUUGGGGCCUUCUUAAAUCUCAGUAGAUUGUAACACUCCCCAUUUUGUAACGAAAUCGUUGUGGUUAUGUAUUGCAAUGAUAUGAUAUAUGAUGUGUUUUACAAUGACGGAUGAAAUAACUAUAUACCAUGUCAGACUAUAUAGAAUAUCAUAGGAAUGGAAC